Molecule: messenger RNA, 231 nt
Organism: Penicillium longicatenatum
Lineage: Eukaryota; Fungi; Ascomycota; Eurotiomycetes; Eurotiales; Aspergillaceae
Exons: 2
Coding region: 1-231 (76 amino acids)
Source: RefSeq, a predicted model, not a curated record
AUGGAUACCAAUCAGUGCGGAGUUCUUCACCCAAACGAGAAGGUUGCUCACUGGAUCAACAAUGGUAUUGGGUCAAACAUCAGGAACACAGACGCCCAGCAACAUGCCAUGCAAGCUCAGAGCUACAAGGAUCUGAUUGGCGAGCUAUUCAAAUCCAAUUCUUCACACUCUCAUAGCUCAGCGGCAUCCUUUGAUCAGCAGGGCCGACCUGAUCAAAUGAGAACCAAAUGA